AUGCUACGUGGGAAGCUCUCGCGACGCAACCAGGUACUGGAAGUUAUCCGACGUGCGUACUACCGAGACGUGCUUGUUAUCAAGGAAGAGCUGCGGCAAAAUGGCGGAAAAUUAAAUCACGUGGGAUCGUCAGCAUCAAUACCAAAGCUGCAGCGUCUACCGUCUAGUCAAGUGAUAGCAGGAGCAUCCGUGUCCAUCGACGGCGGACUUUCUAGCGUUCCAUCGGUGGAUCUACGAGAGGUCCUGCCUCUGUUUGCACCCAGUGAAACCGUGUUGCAAAUACAUCCCUGUGAGACCUGCGGCGGCCACUUAGAGCUUGUUCAUGGCGAGAGCAAGGAGCUUAAAGCUGCUCGACAAGAAAUGGCUCGAGCAGUGAAAGGAGAACAACAAAUGCGGGCUGUGGUGCAGCGCUUGCGCUCGGAGGCGAAACAAAUGGAGGAAGUUAACGAUGCAUUGCAACAGCGGGUGAAGGCGUUGAUGAAGGAGAAUGCAUACACUCUGGAGCAGUUGCAGGCUGGACGAAAGACAGAGCGAGAACAAAAAGUUAUCAUUGCAGGCAUGCGCUCCAAGCUCCAGCUCGUUCAAGCUACGCAAGACGAAAUCGAUCGCCUCACAAACGAGUGCAAAGACAUCAAGCAGCAACUCAUUCGCUCGAAUCACGAUCGUGAUAUCUUCUCCGCCUCUAACAACCACUUGAAGGAAGAACUUGCUCAAGUAACCAAAGCUCUGCACGUCGUCAAGGUCGAGAAAGCUCAAAUCGAAUCCGACUUUGGCACAAACUACUACCGAUUACAGGAAGAAAUCAAAAAGUCGAGACAGCUGAGUGAGGAUCUCGCAGCACGCGACGCGCAGCUCAAAGAAAAGAUCGGUAUUUGUGCGGAGCAGCAGCAAUCUUUGACAUCAUUAAAAGAAGAAUUGGUGUCGACGUUGCAGCGCUUUGAACAGACCAAGCGGCAUCUGGAAGAUCAACUUAUUGAAGAAGAGCGUGUAAGAGAGGAGAUGCAAGAGCAGAACCUGGAAUUUCGACGUCUCAACAAGAAAUUAGUGCGAGACUUGGAGAACAUUCAACAAAACCGCUCGAUAGAUAUGGAUUUUUCAUCCAUGAUUGAUGAUCCAGAGGUGUCCGAUAGACCGGAAAGCACCAGCUCCAACAAGGGCCGCUCGCAGAGACAACAAGCGGCAAGCCAGGCAAUGCGGAACAACAUACGAAAGAAGAUAGAGGAUCUUCAAUACCAACUGGAGUGGGCUUCGAUGCGCGAGAACGAUCUAGCCGGCCGGUUAGCACGUAACACUGGCGGCACCAGUAAGGUCCCUGCUCUGAAGCGGGCAACCACGCCUCAAGAUAAUACACAAAAACCAAACGAAGGUGAGACUCGCCGGCCAAAUCGAAAAACUGCAGUCAGUGCACCCGUUGAGCCUGUGUUGAAGGAAGAGGACGAAUUGGAGGAUGUGUUAGCAGUCAACGAGCAGAACUUUGAGGCAUACCACAUGGAAAUCGCGCGUAUGCUGGCGGAGGUGAAAGAAGGUAAAGACAACAUUGCCAAACAGCAAAGAGUGAUCACGGAGCUGGAACGAAAAAAUCUCGGACUGACCGAUCGCCUUGAAGAGUCCAAGCUGUCUAUUGAAGCGCUAACUGGCAGUGUGAAUGCACUGAAGAUGCGGUUGAACCAGGAUAGUGCUGGUGCUGCAGAGAUGAUGGAGGCCAUGAUGCGCCAAGUCGAAGAGGGAAAGCGAGAACAGCAAUAUGAAGUUGAGAAAAGCACCAUUUUGAUGACCUUCUUGCGCGAAGUAUCCGAGUCGGUACAUGGGGUCAGCGAUAACAAAGCACUCAUUCUAGAGCUGGAACUAGAUGCUGUACCAAUUGAUGAUCCUAAUGAAGUCGUGCGUGAUGGUGAAGGAGGUAUACAAAUGAUGGAGCUGCAGCGCAAAAAACGAGACUUGCGUCGAAAGGUGCUCAUGGAGAAGGCUAUGAAGAAGUUUGGGAUCAUGUGCCACAAUCGAGCCGAGGUGGUCGGAGUUGAGAUGCAAAAGAUGAAAGCCACUUUCGAGCGUAUGCGUGAAGAUCUCGACCAAGCUGAGAACAAAAUUGACUCGGAUCAGCUUCAUAUUCGGACACUUGAGGCAGAAAUCUCGAAACUCCGUCUUGUAGUCGACAUGGAGAAGAACAGUUCAGGAAAAUUGGAGAGAUCACUGAAACAAACAACGGAGGAGUUGAACGAGUACACGAUCAAGUGUAAAGUACAGGGAGAGGAAAUGACUGCCCUCAAGACGGAACAUGGGAAGCUGGAGGACGAUCACAAGCGACUCACACUCCAGUUGUUCGAGAAAACCAAGGCCUGGCAAAAUGAGAUCACUAUUACUGACAUGUGUAAGAAGAUUAUUGAGAAUUUAGAAGCUGAUAACGGUGACAUGAAGAAGGAGUGCCAAUCUCUACAGCAAAAGCUCGACGAGGUCGAGGAACAGGCUGAAUUUCGUCGCCGUACAAAUCGAAGCGUAGACGUAUCGGCGAUUCCUGAAACAACCGACUCAGAGGUUCAAACAGAUCGGUGGAAACCGCAAGGAUUGAUUCUGCGGCAGCGCAAUGGUCCCGAUCGCAUGCCGCAGCGGUUCCUUGGUAAGGCAUCCGUCAUGAUUCAUUGUCCAGAGUUGAGCCACCCUCGGUCCUCAGGGAUGGAUUCACCACCAAUUUUGCAGAACCAAGAGCUUGGUGCUUUAUCCAGUUUAGGUGGGAACUCGCCCCAAAUUACCGACACAGAUGAACAUAUGCGUGGACUGCUCGAGCUAAAAGUGUACCCGUCGCUUAAAGCUGGUGGGCGGCAGAUCAAGACAAGUUACGCUAGUUCCCGUCCAAAGGCUCUAUCACGGCUCUACCUGUCAUCUGACGGAGUUUCUCAAAAGUACAUUGCUCCGUCACCACGGCAGGGCCUGCGUGAAGAAACCCAGCAACGGAUAUCGUUCGAUGGUAGGCCGGCAACAGUUCUUUGAUAGGGUAUUAUAGACGCCACAUUGUGUUGAAAAGAGUUUGAGACUUACAUAGACAGA
Messenger RNA from Phytophthora nicotianae INRA-310, 3042 nucleotides. RefSeq lists its product as hypothetical. The record is from RefSeq and is a predicted model, not a curated record. The transcript is spliced from 9 exons. The coding region runs from base 1 to 2985 and encodes 994 amino acids. Lineage: Eukaryota; Oomycota; Peronosporomycetes; Peronosporales; Peronosporaceae.